Molecule: messenger RNA, 532 nt
Organism: Tinamus guttatus (white-throated tinamou)
Lineage: Eukaryota; Metazoa; Chordata; Aves; Tinamiformes; Tinamidae
Product: transmembrane protein 47
Biological process (GO): cell-cell adhesion
Cellular component (GO): cell-cell junction
Source: RefSeq, a predicted model, not a curated record
CCUGGCUGGAGGGAUGUCUGCGGAUGAGGUGUACGUCCUGCGGCCCUUCAAGCUCAUCGCGCUCUGCUGCAUCUUCAUUGCCUUGGCGCUGGACGUGGUGGCCCUGCUGAGCCCUGCCUGGGUCACCUCGGACUACUACUCGCUGUCCUUAUGGGAAGUGUGCAAGCAGCCCAGCGACAUGUGGCACUGCCUGUCCACCCUCAAGACAGACUGGCAAGUGGCUACACUGGUGUUAAUUCUGGCAGCAGCUACGAUCGCGCUCCUGUCCUUCCUCAUCUCUCUGAUCUCGUUCUGCUUGGAGAUCUACUGGCAGUACUACAGAGUGGUCGCUGUUCUGCUUUUUGCUGCAGUGGUGCUGCAGAUCUGUGCCCUGAUUCUCUAUCCCAUCAAGUUUGUCGACAGUAGCAUGCUGAGGAGUUACCACGAAUUCAACUGGGGCUAUGGCCUGGGCUGGGGAUCUGCCAUCUUCAUGCUGGGCGCCGCCAUCCUCUACUGCCUACGCACAGACACUUACGAGGGUGCCUUGUACUAG